Oncorhynchus keta (chum salmon) is the source of this 8401-nucleotide messenger RNA. Its product is annotated as retinol-binding protein 3-like. Gene Ontology annotation, biological process: proteolysis. The record is from RefSeq and is a predicted model, not a curated record. The coding region runs from base 4062 to 7736 and encodes 1224 amino acids. The transcript is spliced from 5 exons. Gene Ontology annotation, molecular function: serine-type peptidase activity. NCBI's taxonomy places the organism in Eukaryota, Metazoa, Chordata, Actinopteri, Salmoniformes, Salmonidae.
AUUAUUAUAAUUUAAUUUAUUCUGUUCUCUCAGACGCUUAAACGACUUAAGCUAUUAACAUGAAUCCAACGUCCCAAUGUGCAGACUGCCCCAACAGACUGGCCACCAUUAGCAUAAAAUAACUCACCAACAAUAACUCUUGAAACGUUCAAACUGGAGACACCAAACCAACUUUCACAUUUCCAGACGAUUCUAAUUUCAGAUUCUCUAAAACUUUAAUCAAGUAGAACGAUAAACGUUUGCAUAAAUUGGCAUAAAAUAACUCACCAACAGUAACUCUUGAACAGUACAAGUUAGAGACACUAAACCAACUGUCAUAUGUUCAGGCUAUUGUAUCUUCACAUUCUCUCAAAUCGUAAUCAACUAUAACUAUAUAAAUGUGCAUACGUUUGCAUAAAAUAACCCACUGACAGUAACUCUUGAACCAUUUCAUCUAGAGGCACCAAACCAACGUCAAGAUGUUUGGGCUAUCCUCAUUUCAGAUACUUAAAAACUUGUAUCAAUCAGAGACUCUGGGUUCGCACCCAGGCUCUGUCAUAACCGGCCGUGACCGGGAGGUCCGUGGGGCGACGCACAAUUGGCCGAGCGUCGUCCGGGUUAGGGAGGGCUUGGCCAGUAGGGAUAUCCUUGUCUCAUCGCGCACCAGUGACUCCUGUGGCGGGCCAGGCGCAGUGCGCGCUAACCAAGGUUGCCAGGUGCACAGUGUUUCCUCCGACACAUUGGUGCGGCUGGCUUCCGGGUUGGAUGCGCGCUGUGUUAAGAAGCAGUGUGGCUUGGUUGGGUUCUGUAUCGGAGGUCGCAUGACUUUCAACCUUCGUCUCUGCCGAGCCCGUACCGGAGUUGUAGCGAUGAGACAAGAUAGUAGCUACUAAAAAAACAAUUGGAUACCACGAAAUUGGGGAGAAAAAGGGGUAAAAUUCAACAACAAAAAACACACACACAAAAAAAAAACUUGUAUCAAUUAUAACUAUAUAUAUGUGCAUUCAUUUGCAUAACUCUUCAGCCAUUCAAGUUCGAGACACUAAACCUACUUUCACAUGUUCAGGCUAUCCUAACUUCAAAUUCUUUGACACAUGUAUCAACUAUGACUGAAUAAAUGUGCAUAAAAUAACUCCCCAACAGUACGUCUUAAUCUGUUCAAGCUAGAAAUACUGAAGCAACAUUUAGAUGUUCAGGCUAUCCUAACUCGCAAUUGUUGAAAACUUUCAUAACGAUAAAAAUGUGCACACAUUUGCAUAAAAUAACUCCUCAACUGUUCAAGCUAUAGGCACCAAACAAACAUUCACAUCUUCAGGCUAUCCUAACUUCAAUUAUUUCUUUAUUUUUUUAACUAUAACUAUGUACAUUUGCAUACAUUUACAUAAAAUAACCUACCAACCAUAACUCUUGAACUGUUCAAGCUAGAGACACCAAGCCAACUUUCACAUGUUCAUGCUAUCGUAUCAAUCAAAUCAAUCCUUCACCAGCUAGCAUGCACAUCACACUUUCUUCAGAAAAUGCACUUUUCUAGUUUGAUCACUCUUUUGUUGCUGAGGAUUUUCCUGCACAGCAGGAAAUGUAAACUUGUCGUGUAUUGGAGUUUUUGAAAGGAUUCUCAAGUUUGUCAUUACCUCUUUGACAUUUCAGACUUGAUUUGCCCUAACAAAAAAAUUAGCAACCCCUACAAAAAUGUCCAUGAAUUAUAAUCCACAUAAUAAUUCACAUUUGUUGCAGGAUUAUUUUCCUGCUGUAGCAACCUGGCUCAAAUGAAGAUCCUACGUCUGUAUUAAGUCUGUGUGCAUCUGUAGUUUGAUAUCUAUAACAAAAUUAGCAUGAUAUCGAAAGAGUUUGUACAUAGUGUCUUUUAUUUAUCAGUUGGCUAUGAGGACUAUCUUGCUCUACAGGUUUUAAUGGUAUUAGAGUUUUAAGUAUUUUUAUAGCAGGGAAUUUCUGAUUAUGACUUCUAAAUUAUUGCUUUGAAAUAAAUAUGGAUUGUUCUCAUUAGUUUCAUAUUAGAGUCAGAGAUUGUGGAUUAUAGGUAAAGGUUGCACUAUUACAUAACUGCAGUUGUACUAUAUGAAUAUUCAAUGUGCAUUUAUAAAGUUAAACUUUUGUGGAAGCUCUACAUUGAAUAAUGUGUAAAGAGCGCACUCUACAGGUGAACAAUAAGCAGUUGUCUCAACACAUCCAUAAAACUUAAAACGGAGUAUCUUUUUGUAACUGUGUGUUCAUUUGAAUGUAUAAUUGUUCUAUAAAGUAAGGAAUUGGUUUGAAUGUAUUAUUUUUUUCUUAUAUAUCUUACUACUUCAUUCAUUUUCAGUUAUUUUGAAUAUCUUUGUAAUUAUUUAAACGCAAAUACUGCACACACGUCUCAGUACAUGUUGAUCCCAACAUGUCAAAACCAGACCAUAUUUCAGUUGUGAACAGGUCACACAUUAGUCAAUACCAUAGUGGUAGAUAAAGGACUCCAGUGCCCAAAAGUCAAUUUUAGCACGAGCAGCACCAUUGAGGACUUCCACCAUUUUGAAGUAGUCAACUGAGUGGGAUUUCCUAUGGGUUUAGGAAGGAUCACAUAAUUCCAUCCAGGUCACCAGGAAGGAUCAGCCAAUGAAUUAUACUCGUGAUCAAACAUUCCAUAACUGCAGGUGGCAGUAAAGCGCCAACCUUGGCUUUAUAGUUAUUCAAACAACACACUCCAGGUGGCAUUAUGCACCCUUCUUAGAAAAAUAAUCUUACAAACGCCAUUAUGGGAAAGACACAAUUCAUUUGAUGUCUAUCUAUGGUCAAUGCACAUCAAUGUAUUCUAAUCAGAGGUGAUGGGUCCCCUCCUAAUGAAGCUAAUGUUUGUCAGGAGGGGAUGAAAAUGUCUGGAUGUAGACACUUACAUCACCACUUGACAAUAAAAACAAAUAAAGCCCAGUCUUAAUAUACCACCUUUCCAUUAAAACACUACGUGACGUCUGAUUUUAGCCUAAUUAACCGAGAACACAAUUGCCUAAAUGAGUUCCUCCCCCUGAUGACCUCCUCUCUAUCCAUAUUAGUGCCAAACAUGCCCUCUUAAAUGACGCAGUGAGCAAUGCACCGGGAGUGGAGUCUUAAAAUGAGAUUCCAGGUCCUGAUUGGUCACAAAGAAUCACCAGACGGGCUUAUGUAAGACUGGGUAUUAGAAGUUAAAGUGAGAUUAACGUACAUACUGUGCUGCAGCAUUAGAUUAUAUGUGGUUGCGUAAUUAUGGGUUGUAAAAAUUCCCAGUGUUGUAAGGCUUGUAUUAGCCUGCCUUUAAAUUUCCGUUUUGAACUCACUCAACCUUAAAUUAUAUUCCAACCUAAAUGAACACAGUGGAAAUGUCAUUAAAAUCAGUGAGUAAAAAAGUGUAAAUGGUGAAUAUAUACUGUGAGCAUUUUCAAACUAAUGGUAGUCCAUGUUCAUGUUUAUAAUGACUUCUGCUAAAUCUUUGGUUUUCAUCCUAAAUCCCGUGUUCAAGGCAGUGUAUCACAUGUACACACGUGAACACAAACUGUGUAAUCAUCUCAUCCACUCGCCCCAGACAUGACCUCAUAAAGCCUGAACCUUACCUCCACCUGGCCAAACCACACUGCCUUAUAACUGACUGUGAGUUUCACAGGGGGCUUUCAUACUAAUCAGGUAGUAUUUGACCUCUACAAUCUUCUCUAAUCUAUUUUCUCUAUCUCAUCCUCUUUUUUAUCAAGAAAAUGUCUAUGACAUGGUAGAGCAUUUCAUAGAAAUUCUAAUAAAGAAUAUGGGAUGCGAAGGUUUUUUGAUUUGAUUUGAUGCCUAAAACUAAAUACAUCCCGACAGAAGCCUCGUUCUUUACAGUAAUACAACAAAUUAAAUACAGUAAAACUAGAAAAGGUACUGGCAUACCCAAAUACCUACUUCAUAAUACCUUCGAUGUAACAUCUCCAAUUUGAGAAAAAAAAAUAGUCUGUGUUUGUCUGGCGGACGCACCGCAGAUAAUACGAUUAAAGGUUUAUUGAGAACAGAAGCCUCUUAUGUCGUUGUUGUUGUCCGAAACCUGCCGGUGAACACCAUUCUCUCCUGACAAAGGACCGUCCCUCUGAAUGAAUGAACGCAGAUCAAAUAUAACAUUCUCCACCAUAAUGGCAGUAAGUCGGUUCUCACAAGCGUUGCUGGUGCUUUUUUGCCAUGUUCUCUACUCCAGCGCUUCUUUCCAGCCAGCUCUGGUGCUGGAUAUGGCAAAAAUUCUCCUCGACAACUACUGCUUCCCUGAGAAUCUAGUCGGGAUGCAGGAGGCCAUUCAGCAAGCCAUCAACAGCGGAGAAAUCCUCAAAAUAUCUGACCGCAAGACCUUAGCAUCUGUGCUGACGGCUGGCGUGCAGGGUGCACUCAAUGACCCUCGGCUGACUGUGUCCUUCGAGCCAAACUUUGUCCCGGUGAUGCCGCCUGCUCUCCCAUCUCUUCCCACGGAGCAGCUCAUCCGGCUGGUCAGAAACUCUGUGAAGCUGGAGUUCCUUGAGAACAAUGUCGGCUACCUGAGGAUCGACCGGAUUAUAGGGGAGGAGACCGCAGCCAAGCUUGGCCCGCUGCUCCAGGAAAACAUCUGGACCAAGGUCACCCACGCCUCCUCGUUAAUCUUUGAUCUGCGCUACAGCACAGCUGGGGAGCUGGACGGAGUCCCUUUCAUCAUCUCCUACUUCUCCGACCCAGAACCUCUCAUUCACAUUGACACAGUGUUUGAUCGGCCCUCCAACACCACUAAGGAGCUAUGGACUAUGUCAUCUAUCAUGGGAGAGAGGUAUGGAAAGAGAAAAGACCUCAUCGUAUUAACCAGUAAGCGUACUAUGGGUGCAGCUGAGGCAAUCGCCUACACUCUGAAGCAUUUGAACAGGGCUAUAAUUGUUGGAGAGAGGUCAGCCGGGGGGUCAGUGAAAGUGGAGAAGAUAAGAAUAGGAGAUUCUGGUUUCUACAUCACAGUUCCUGUGGCCAGGUCAGUGAACCCAAUAACAGGCCAAAGCUGGGAAGUGAGUGGAGUAUCUCCCUCUGUAAAUAUCAAUGCCAAGGAGGCUGUUGCCAAUGCCAAAAAUCUACUGGCUGUCAGGAGUGCCAUUCCAAACGCUGUCCAGAGCGUCUCUGACAUCAUCAGGCAGUACUACUCAUUCACAGACAGAGUACCGGCUCUCCUUCAACAUCUGGAAUCCACCGAUUUUUUUUCUGUAAUUUCAGAGGAGGACCUGGCGAAUAAAAUCAACUACGAACUGCAGUCUGUGUCAGAGGACCCUCGUUUGGUGAUCAAACUGACCCAAGAUCACCCGGUUAUCAUUGAGGAAGACUUUGAACCUGAGAACAUACCAAACGAUCCAGCAUUUCUCACAAACCUGGUGGAUACAGUCUUCAAAGUACGCAUCUUAACUGGAAACACUGGUUAUCUCCGCUUCGACAAGUUUGGAGAUGUGUCAGUGAUGGCCAAAUUAGGAGAGCAGAUUGCCCAAAAAAUCUGGGAGCCCCUCAAAGACACAGAGAACCUCAUCAUCGAUCUGCGAUACAACACAGGCGGGUCCUCAGCUUCCAUGGGCAUCCUGCUCUCCUUCCUCCAAGACCCAUCACAACAGUUCCACUUCUUCACCCUAUACGACAGGAUCCAGAACACCACCACUGAGUUUAACACGCUUUCCGGCCUCCCAGGCCCACCCUACGGGUCUAAACGGGGAGUGUACAUCCUGACUAGUUACUAUACUGCUGGUGCUGGGGAGGAAUUUGCUUAUUUGAUGCAGUCUCUGCACCGUGGCACCGUCAUCGGGGAAAUCACAUCCGGGACCCUGAUGCACUCCAAGUCCUUCCAGGUGGAAGACACCGACAUUGUCAUCACCAUCCCCUUCAUAAACAUCAUAGACAACAACGGGGAGUGCUGGCUAGGUGGAGGCGUGGUCCCUGACGCCAUAGUGCUUGCUGAGGAGGCCGUUGACCACACCCAUGAGAUCAUAGAGUUUCACAGGGAGGUUCGCUCACUGGUGGAGGGGACGGGGGAGCUCCUGGAAGUACACUACGCCAUCCCUGAGGUUGCCAACAAGGUCAGCAGAGUGCUGCUCAUCAAAUGGGCCGAGGGCUCGUAUCGAUCGGUGGUGGACUAUGAGUCUCUGGCAUCCCAACUGACAGCUGACCUCCAGGAGACAUCAGGUGACCACCGGCUGCACAUAUUCUACUGCGACAUCGAACCCGAGUCUCUGCAUGACAUGCCAAAAAUCCCAACAGCUGAGGAGGUGGGUUACAUCAUUGACGCGCUGUUCAAGAUUGAGGUGAUGCCCGGGAACGUGGGCUACUUCAGGUUCGACAUGAUGGCAGACAUAGAAGUGAUGAGAGCCAUCGGCCCUGAGCUGAUUAAACUGGUGUGGAGCAAGCUGGUGAACACAGACACAAUGAUCAUCGACAUGAGAUACAACACAGGUGGUUACUCCACAGCCAUUCCACUCCUCUGCACCUACUUCUUCGAUGCUGAGCCCCUGAGGCACCUCUACACCGUAUUUGAUCGCUCCACAACCACCAUGACCGAGGUCAUGACCCUGCCUCAGAUCCAGGGUCAGAGGUACGGCUCCACCAAGGAUAUCUACAUCCUCACUAGCCACAUGACGGGGUCGGCUGCCGAGGCGUUCACGCGGACCAUGAAGGACCUUAACAGGGCAACGGUGAUCGGGGAGCCGACCAUCGGAGGGUCCCUGUCCAGUGCCACCUACCAGAUCGGGAACAGUAUCCUGUAUGCCUCCAUACCUAACCAGGUGGUCUUGAGUGCUGUUACUGGGAAAUCCUGGGAGGUCGCCGGCGUGAUGCCCGAUGUUGAGAUCGAUGCUGAAGAUGCCCUGGCCGCUGCCAUUAAGAUCAUUAACCUCCGUGCCGAGGUCCCUGCCAUUCUUGAGGCUACUGGCGCUCUGGUGGCCGACAACUACGCCUUUGAGAAUGUCGGAGCGGACGUUGCGGAGAAGCUGGCGGCAACGAGCGGUGACUACAACUUGAUAUCUUCAAAGGUGGAGCUGGAGACAAAACUCUCCGCUGACCUCAUGACACUGUCCGGAGACAAAUGCCUGAAGACCACCCACAACAUCCCAGCCCUGCCACCAAUGAAUCCAUCUCCAGAGAUGUUUAUUGAGCUGAUCAAGGUCUCAUUCCACACGGAUCUGUUUGAGAACAACAUUGGUUACCUGCGCUUUGACAUGUUUGGUGACUUCGAAGAGGUUCAGGCCAUUGCCCAGAUCAUCGUGGAACAUGUGUGGAACAAAGUUGUUAACACUGAUGCUCUGAUUGUUGAUCUCAGGAACAAUGUGGGCGGACCCACCACUGCCAUCGCAGGCUUCUGCUCCUACUUCUUUGAUGCAGACAAGCAGGUCUUGCUGGACAAACUGUACGACAGACCCUCUGGCACCACUACGGAGCUGUGGUCUCUGUCUGAGCUCACUGGCGCAAGGUACGGCACCAAGAAGAGCCUGAUCAUCCUGACCAGCGGGGCCACGGCCGGCGCCGCCGAGGAGUUCGUCUACAUCAUGAAGAAGCAUGGCCGGGCCAUGAUUGUGGGCGAGACCACCAACGGCGCCUCCCACCCCCCUGAGACCUUCCGUGUGGGCGAGAGUGAAGUGUUCCUGAGCAUCCCCACCACCCAUUCAGAUACAACGCAGGGCCCCGCAUGGGAGGGGGCUGGGAUUGCCCCUCACAUCCCUGUGCCAGCCGACGCAGCCUUGGACACUGCCAAGGGCAUCCUCAACAAGCACUUCGCCGGCGCAAAGAAGUGAACUCCCUGACUGGGGAAGUUGGCAGCCAAAGGUGUUUAAGAUCUUAUGUUCUCAGAGGAACAAAGUAUUUAGGGUACAGUUCAAUGCACUUCAUUGACCAAGUCUAGGGAGCCAGCCUCUGCACCUAAGCCUUCUUAUCGUAGCCUGUUGUAGUGUUCUCGUUUUGCAAGAAUAUGUGAGAGAUUAUGAAUAAGAUUGUGGUGGUUUUUACUUAUAGUUUUUACUUACAAAAACUACUGUGAUUGUAGACGGAUUUAAGAAAUGCUAUACUGAAAUGUGACUCUUAAAGAAGUGGUUCAUAAACUACGAAUGUGUUUGUGUUACUGAUCCCCUAGCUCUUGGCCUUGGGGCUAAGAUUUGUCAAAGCAGCUUCGCAAGAACAUGAAAGCUGAAACUAGUUUAAAACGGUGCAUUGAAUCAAAUGCUGAAACAUAUUUGCUUUUCCUCUGAUAUUCUUAUAUAUUUUUGAGUACCAUUUUUUAGGACCUUUACAAACAAAUUGUUCUGUCUGUUGGGGGUGCAUUCUCUCAUUUGAUGCAGGGUCUUUUUGCUGUGUAUGGGAAGAAGUGUUGUGUCCAUACAUAGUGUCUUUCCAUGUGAGGCAAUUUGGGUUGCAGAAAUUCCAAUGGUGGGACACAAUAAAGUCAUUGAGAACACAAGAAUAA